CUACUAUUCCACACACACACUCUCUCUCUGUCUCUCUCUCUCUCUCUCUCCACACACACUCUCCACACACACUCCACAAACACACGUUUUGACGGUAUUGACUCCUUCUUACCAUAGCAAAUGGCUUACACAGUCGGCAACCAUAGCCUGGAUCUGCAAAGUACCUUGACUCGGAUCAUGAGUUCGGGAGGAUUCAGUGACCUUCGGUUUGUCUGCAAUGGACAGAGCUUGAAUGUCCACAAGGCGAUUGUCUGUCUCCAGCCUCCGCCGAUCAAAGCAGCUGUCGAGGGGAACUUCGAAGUACUUAUUCUGCUACCGGGGGAGUGAUAGCGAUACUAGGCUAACGAGCCGGACCUUAUCCAGGAAUCCCAAACUGCUAUCAUCAACAUGGACAACUUUCAGCCCGGGGCGGUGAAGGCGCUGGUUGAGUAUCUCUACACCGGCGGGUAUGGAAGCCUCUCAACGAGUGAUAAUGCCGUAGGUGUUUCGCAGACUCCUUCCGAUCUUGAAUCAUCGUCUUCGAGCCCAGAUACGGCCACACUUCUGCUUGACCAUAUGCGUGUUAACGCCAUUGGUGAUUAUUAUCAGGUCGAUGGCCUUAUGACCGCUGCAAAUCAGAAGAUCAAACACCUGCAUGAGAGCUCCAAGGCUGACAAAUCCUGGGUUGCAAGUCUUCCCACCGCGAUUUGGCUGGCCAUAAGCUGUACAGCAAAUGAAGGCCUGCUUGACAUCUUGGCUGAAGUGACUGCUAAAGAGCUGGCUUCUAUCAUCCAUCUAGAAGACUUCAUUUCAAUCGAGCCCAUCUAUGAGUUUGCCGGGAAAGUGCUGCAUGGGUGCUGGGAAAGAAUUCAGGGACUGUUGAAUGAAAAUGACCAGCUGAAGUCCGAUUUAUCCAGCAAAGAUUUCGAGCGUCGGAUGGCAGAGCGUGAACAUGAGAGAGUUCAGUCACAUUAUAGACGCAUGGAGCAGUGCUUGACAGUCCUGAACAACACAUCGUUCUGCAGGAUCCCCAAAUGUGGUGGGGAGUUCUGGUGCGCUAUUGAUGCCAAGGAGUGCAUUGUCCGGUGCGACUGUGUUCGCAGACGCAAGACACAGGCUGCCGCUAGCUUUUACCGUCCCUCUGGACCUGCGUGA
Molecule: messenger RNA, 1134 nt
Organism: Aspergillus fijiensis CBS 313.89
Lineage: Eukaryota; Fungi; Ascomycota; Eurotiomycetes; Eurotiales; Aspergillaceae
Exons: 3
Coding region: 388-1134 (248 amino acids)
Source: RefSeq, a predicted model, not a curated record